AUGUCCAAAGACCACCGAUCCGCAUGGAUCUGUGUUCAUAAUCAACAGCGAGGCAUUUACAUGACAACAAGUUGUUCUGACACUCAAUUUCAGCUAUGCAUAGACUUGAACUCAGAUAUUAGCAUCCCUUUCAAAUAUACUAACACCAUUUCUAUUUUUAUUUCAGGCUUCUUUAUUCAACACUAUACUGGUAGAGUAGAUCGUUGGGAAAGGGUGAGUUGUUAGAGGUUUGUCAACUCACUUCCAAUAUUUAUGUAGUAGACUCGUACACACAACAAGCCAACAGCUUUGGGCAAUACAAGAACCGCCACGCCUACAGAGCUUAGGUUUUCUGCCUCCAGUUGUGGCUUCGGAGAGAGAAAAUCUGAGAGAAAGAGACAGGAAUUUCAGGAUUUCAGACAUGAUUCUCUCCCAGAUAUGUCAGGGACUGAACCUGUCAGCUUUGGCCUGCAAAGCAGAUGAUCUUACCACUUCGCUAUGCCCCUCAGUUUAUUCAUUGCUUUGCCUCUUUGUCGUUUUCUGUUCUUUACAGUGUACUCAUAAGUAAGCCCCUCUGAGCUCGGUGGGGUUUACGCCUUGGGAAGGGUGUUUUGGCUCACCACAUCAGCUGCAAAUCUUGACACCUUUAUGUGUUCAAUGCAAAAAAAGAAGAAGAGCAGGUGGACAGCUCACUACUUUGUUGAGACCUUGCUUCCAAAAUGUGAAAAUGGUUUAGCAAGAAGAACUUUGAGACCUGCGGGUAUAGGAUGGAAUAUAAAUUCAAACAACAAACAACAACAACAACUCAAAGCCAUUUCUGAUCCAUUCACACGCCUCACUCUCAGAAAAUGAGAGAUUAUCCGACCCAUUUCAUAUCUCACGCAAAUGGAUAGCUGGAGUAUUUUUAGUAAAGGCCUCCUUUCUCAUUUUUUAUUAUUUUUCUUUUUGUUUUUGGCAGACCCAACCCAGCCAUUUUCUAGCCCAGCUUGGCUUUGAGUCGCUGAGGUAAUAAUGGCCAUGACCAUUAUUCUCGACAAUUGCACUGAAGAUUAAAGGAACCCUAAAACUCUCGGAAUGAUAGAUUUACUUGCUAGGGGAGGGGGAAACCACAUAAAACUCUGCUCUGAAGAACACAAUUUUUUUUCCAAAAAAAAAUAUAUUUUACCUUUCUUGUGCUAACCAUUUUAUUUGACUGAAAGAGAUGCUAUCUCAAGGCAGCAGAUGUGAAGUGCUAACAAAUGGAACCCGUCUCAGAAGCCCUCUAAUCUAAAUGUUUUUUUAAUGUAUAAAUGCCAUAUGCUGAAUGGAAUUUUUUUUUUCCUCCCAGGCUACUAUUUUUUUUUUAUCUUGCUCUUUUCAUGAAGCUCUCUAGUGAGAGAUGGUAAGAUAGCUGAACCUGUCACCACUGACCACAUUGCUCUAAGGCUCAGCACAUGCAUGAAUCCCCAAAGUCCUCUGAAAAGGCAGGAGAGAAAGAAGGUCAUGCAAGAGACACAUAAGGAGGUCUCUGUGUUGGCAGAGGAAAGGAGGUUUCUUAUACCAUCCUCAAGCACCAGUCAAUUCACAUAUGGAAACGUUUGUUUUACUUUCCAAAAUACAUUUUGCAUUUUUAAGCGAAGGUCCAAGUGAAACUUCUACAUCGAUUCAGGUAAGAGUCAUGUCAAAUCGGCAGAAAAUACUGUUUAGGUAAUAAAUAGGAGGUAAUAAACUGGCAUUGCAAGACUAUACUUACAUGUCUUCCCAGAAGUAAGUCCCAUUAAGGUCAAUGGAGCUUAUACCCCUUGCAGCCAUUUUUUAAAAAAUAAAAAGGCUGUAAACUUGUGGGGUAGGAUCAAAAUGCAGCAGAUCCAUGUUGGAGAGAGACAAGGAUCUUUCCCUUUUAAAUUAUAACUUUUUUUUAUUUUGGGGAGGAUCUUUCAGAGUAAUGGAUGAAAUUCAAAAAGAGCAAUAAUUGCUCUAUUCCAAAAUACCUACUGCCAGUGCCACCCGCACACUUCAAGAGAAGAGCUUAUAUUUGGAGCUUGCCAGUGGGUUCCUCAUCUUUGUGAGCAAUAGGAUCAUUUUAAUAUCUCCAAGUGCUACCACACAGAGUAAUGAAAGAUGUAUAUGAUAUUAUAAAAAAUAUUUAUAGUCGCUGGCAAUACAUGCCUGCUUUAUUAUGAAAUAGAAAAAGUAUUGUCCAUCAUACCAUAGCAGUUAAGCCACUUGUGAAAAACAGCCUCAGGGAAAGAAAUCUCAUGGGUCCAGGUAAAUGAUGCAAUGAAGGACUCAUUCAGCAAAAUUCUUCACAGCUUCUUUUCAAUAGGUAAGCUGUUGAUAGAGAGGCCUUCAAUAUUUUGUUUUUCCCCAAACAGAAGACCAGAGACGUAAGGACAAGUGUGGGCACUGAUUGAAAACCUUACAAAUUUUGCCAUAGCUCUAUAAACAGAAAAAUAUGCAUAAGGUAGGGUUGCCAUAUUUCAAAAAGUGAAAAUCCAGACACCAAAGUUUUUGAGCUAUUUUGAAGGAAAUUUGCCAAAAUCCGACAUGGGUUGCCGGAUUUUCCCAGACGUAUCAGCAAUUUCCACAGACGCCGUUUCCAACUGCCAUAUUCCAGCUAUGUCCAGGAAAUUCUGGAUGUAUAGCAGCCCUCCAUAAGGGAGAAGCAAUUUAACCAUACCUUCUCCAUGACCUGUGCAGUGGGAAUAUGGAAGACCUUCAUACUGUUAGGGGUUAGUUGUGUACUGCAAUGGUGCCUCUCAUGCCCAACUGUCUUUUUGGGGGGAGGGAUUUGUGUUCCCUGAAUUAGCCCACCCAAUUUCUUGCCCCAUGUUCAGACACCUGCUUAUCUAUUGAUUAGGCACAGGCUCCAAGGUCAGCUAACUGUUAAAUGAGCACAGGGGUCCACUCACAUAGUCGCUGAGAAUGUUUAUGUGUACAGUGGUACCUCUGGUUAAGAACUUAAUUCAUUCCGGAGGUCCGUUCUUAACCUGAAACUGUCCUUAACCUGAGGUACCACUUUAGGUAAUGGGGCUUCCCGCUGCUGCCGCACCGCCAAAGCACAAUUUCUGUUCUCAUCCUGAAGCAAAGUUCUUAACCUGAGGUACUAUUUCUAGGUUAGCGGAGUCUGUAACCUGAAGCGUCUGUAACCCGAGGUACCACUGUACAAAUAUAAAAGGGACUUGGAAACUCUCCUUUACUUUAGCCUAUGUCGAGACCGUGGAAGGUGCUAUGUACUGGUGAUUACAGAAAAACAUCCAUUGCUGUUCCGUGAGGGUCCCCAGUGACUCAAGGAAUGUAAGCUGUCUGCCUUUUGCUUUGCUCUUUGUCCUUGUUUGGUUGCCUCAUCCGGCCUUUAAAUAAAAUCGGUUUUUCAACAAACAGACCUGGUAUGCUCUUUGCUAAGAAUCCAAAAAGAACCAUUGCUCUUGGCUGAACAACCUACUAGGUUUUUAAUGUUCAGGGUUUAAAACGCACAUGCAAAUGUGCAAAUCCCUGCAGGAUCAAGUGGUAUAGUCUAGAUCAGAAGUGUAUCCCUCACAUGAUUGCUGAUUGCAAGCAUCAGACUCCAUAGUUUAGCUAUAAAUGGGACUGGAAUGCUUUCUCACACUUCAGCAUGUUUUUGUCUUACUCCAAACAGCUGACCAUCCCCACUUGCUUUCUUCCUUGCAUGUGACUCAACUGUUGGCAGAGAACAAGAGAGCAGAUAUUGUGCUGUAGAAUGUGUUAGUUCAGUUCAAAGAGACUGAUAAUCUUGCAUCUUGCUCAUAAGUAUAAUAGAAUGCAAAAUGCUUUGGUAUUUGAUACUUCCCACCCCCCUCGUUCCAUUUUCAGAUGUUCAGGAUAUCUAUCCCCAAAAGUAAUGGUUUGAAUUUAUUAGCAUAAAUAUCUCCAGGCUAUCAAAAACCUUCCUUUUAUAUAGGUUAUGUAGAACUAUACUUUCCCCUCCCUGCAUUUAGGGCUUAAGAAUUUUGUUUUAAUCCUCGAUCUUCCCACAUACAGUGUUAAUUACACUUUGAUAAGCCAUGUUAGUAAGAUGGGGAGAUGAAGUGCAAAGAGCAAGAAUUCCCUUCGCAGCAACAAGACAACGCUAACUGGAAGUUUCUUAGAGGAAUACACCAACAGUUCAGAGGGGAGACAGAGACAAAGAGGGAGGGGGGAUGUCAGCAGAUAACACAAAACAAAUCAGAAUAAGCAAUAGGGGACAAACAAGUUCUGUUGAGAAGGCAUUAGAGCACGGGUGUCAAACACAAGGCCCGCAGGCCGAAUCCGGCCCGCCAGACCUCGUCAUGUGGCCCGUGUACAUUUGAAUAUCUACUUAUAUUCUAGUUCCGGGCAAGCGGCUUCUCUGAAAGACAGGAACCGGCCGCAGCCCCGGGUUUUUAUUCCCCUCCCUUCCUUUUGCUGCGGAGAGGAAGCGAGAACUGCAACGAGCCCCGGAACUGGGAAGAGGGUGCGUGGGUGACUGAGUUGGAGGGUGAAGAUUUGGGUUGGGCAAGAAGGAUCAAGGGUUGGGAGCGAAAGCGCAAGUCAGGGCUCCCUCGCCACCCCCACCCCCCUCUUAGGACAUCCGAGCAGACCCCGCAGCGCAGGCAGCCGUGAAUGGGGUGGGGGAAGGCAGGCGAGAGAGACCACCGAUCCGGGCCAGCUGUGCCCAAAGAGGGUCGGCGAUCCAGCUGCGCCUCAGCCCGCCUGCCCCCCCCUCCAACACGAAGAUCAGCCACACGAGCUCGCCAGCCGAGCUCCGGGACGCGGGCCUGACCGAGUCCCCGGCGCAGCCGCCAAAGCUAGCAAAUGCACGGGAGCGGCAGGGUGAGAAGAAGCUGGGCUCCGGUUAG
This is a messenger RNA of Podarcis lilfordi (Lilford's wall lizard), 4796 nucleotides long. The record is from the annotation of a GenBank genome assembly. NCBI's taxonomy places the organism in Eukaryota, Metazoa, Chordata, Lepidosauria, Squamata, Lacertidae.